UCGCCGGCGGCCAUUUUGGGUGGAAGCGAUAGCUGAGUGGUGGCGGCUGCUGAUUGUGUUCUAAGGGGACGGAGUGGGGGGAAGACGUUUGCUCUCUCGGAACAGCGUAUCUCAUUCCUCUCCCUUCGACUACCCGUGGCGCGGAGAGUCAGGGCGGCGGCUGCAGCAGCAAGGGCGGCGGUGGCGGCGGCGGCAGCUGCAGUGACAUGUCCAGCAUGAAUCCCGAAUAUGAUUAUUUAUUCAAGUUACUUCUGAUUGGCGACUCUGGAGUUGGAAAGUCUUGCCUCCUUCUUAGGUUUGCAGAUGAUACAUAUACAGAAAGCUAUAUCAGCACAAUUGGUGUGGAUUUCAAAAUAAGAACUAUAGAGUUAGAUGGGAAAACAAUCAAACUUCAAAUAUGGGACACAGCAGGCCAAGAAAGAUUUCGAACAAUCACCUCCAGUUAUUACAGAGGAGCCCAUGGCAUCAUAGUUGUGUAUGAUGUGACAGAUCAGGAGUCCUUCAAUAAUGUUAAACAGUGGCUGCAGGAAAUAGACCGUUAUGCCAGUGAAAACGUCAACAAGUUGUUGGUAGGGAACAAAUGUGAUCUGACCACAAAGAAAGUAGUAGACUACACAACAGCAAAGGAAUUUGCUGAUUCCCUCGGAAUUCCAUUUUUGGAAACCAGUGCUAAGAAUGCAACAAAUGUAGAACAGUCUUUCAUGACAAUGGCAGCUGAGAUUAAAAAGCGAAUGGGUCCUGGAGCAACAGCUGGUGGUGCAGAGAAGUCCAAUGUUAAAAUUCAGAGCACUCCGGUCAAGCAGUCAGGUGGAGGUUGCUGCUAAAAUUUGCCUCCGUCCUUUUCUCACAGCAAUGAAUUUGCAAUCUGAACCCAAGUGAAAAAAACAAAAUUGCCUGAAUUGUACUGUAUGUAGCUGCACUACAACAGAUUCUUACCGUCUCCACAAAGGUCAGAGAUUGUAAAUGGUCAAUACUGACUUUUUUUUUAUUCCCUUGACUCAAGACAGCUAACUUCAUUUUCAGAACUGUUUUAAACCUUUGUGUGCUGGUUUAUAAAAUAAUGUGUGUAAUCCUUGUUGCUUUCCUGAUACCAGACUGUUUCCCGUGGUUGGUUAGAAUAUAUUUUGUUUUGAUGUUUAUAUUGGCAUGUUUAGAUGUCAGGUUUAGUCUUCUGAAGAUGAAGUUCAGCCAUUUUGUAUCAAACAGCACAACCAGUGUCUGUCACUUUCCAUGCAUAAAGUUUAGUGAGAUGUUAUAUGUAAGAUCUGAUUUGCUAGUUCUUCCUCGUAGAGUUAUAAACGGAAAGAUUACACUAUCUGAUUAAUAGUUUCUUCAUACUCUGCAUAUAAUUUGUGGCUGCAGAAUAUUGUAAUUUGUUGCACACUAUGUAACAAAACAACUGAAGAUAUGUUUAAUAAAUAUUGUACUUAUUGGAAGUAAUAUCAAAA
Eubalaena glacialis (North Atlantic right whale) is the source of this 1448-nucleotide messenger RNA. RefSeq names its product RAB1A, member RAS oncogene family (gene RAB1A). The record is from RefSeq and is a predicted model, not a curated record. Gene Ontology annotation, molecular function: GTP binding; GTPase activity. NCBI's taxonomy places the organism in Eukaryota, Metazoa, Chordata, Mammalia, Artiodactyla, Balaenidae. The transcript is spliced from 6 exons. The coding region runs from base 207 to 824 and encodes 205 amino acids.